AUGAAGGCCUUAAUCAGGGGGCUCCCUCUGUUACUUAAAGAGGCAGCCGUGAAAAUCAAACUUAGAAUCGAAAAAGGAGAUCUGCGAGGAUUUACAUGGUCGGAUUUGGCCAAAGAAUUGAUAAAAUACGGCAAGGAAUAUGAGCAUACAUCUGAUUCUGAAGAUGUUCCCAAGCCUUCUGCAGCCAGACAAAAGAUUCGACCCUCCUAUGCUGAUGUGGCUGCCAGGGCACCCCGGGAUCCUCCUAAGCAGCGGGAGAAAUCACGGGGUGACUGGACAGUCGUGGAUAGAUCUAAAAACAACAGAAAGCCAAACAGCACCCAUAAAAGCCAGUACCCUGAAAACAAAAGUGCUUCAUCUCGAGGUGAUGACAAAGGGCCCUAUGCUAAGCCAGGCGUAAAGGAGCACAGACAAACCUAUGGCAACACUAGGGAACCUCUCCUUGAAAACCUGACCAGUGAGUAUGACUUGAAGCUUUUCCGGAGAGCACAAGCACGGGCAUCUGAGGACGUGGAAAAGCUGCGGCUCCAGGGCCAGAUCACAGAAGGCAGCAACAUGAUUAAAACCAUCGCGUUUGGCCGCUACGAGCUGGACACCUGGUACCACUCCCCCUACCCAGAGGAGUAUGCUCGCCUGGGCCGUCUCUACAUGUGUGAAUUCUGCCUCAAGUACAGGAAGAGCCAGACAAUACUUCGCAGGCACAUGGCAAAAUGUGUUUGGAAACACCCACCGGGUGACGAAAUCUACCGGAAAGGCUCCAUCUCAGUGUUUGAAGUGGAUGGGAAGAAGAACAAGAUCUACUGUCAAAACCUGUGUCUGCUGGCAAAACUUUUCUUGGACCAUAAAACACUGUAUUAUGAUGUUGAACCCUUCCUCUUCUAUGUCAUGACAGAAGCAGACAACACUGGCUGUCACCGGAUAGGUUAUUUCUCCAAGAAGAAUUCUUUUCUCAACUACAAUGUUUCUUGUAUCCUGACAAUGCCCCAGUACAUGAGGCAAGGUUAUGGCAAGAUGCUCAUUGACUUCAGCUAUUUGCUUUCUAAAGUAGAAGAAAAAGUUGGCUCAGCUCUGGGAAUCUGGGCGCCAGGAGGAGCUUCA
Apus apus (common swift) is the source of this 1098-nucleotide messenger RNA. Its product is annotated as histone acetyltransferase KAT7-like. Gene Ontology annotation, biological process: regulation of DNA-templated transcription. NCBI's taxonomy places the organism in Eukaryota, Metazoa, Chordata, Aves, Apodiformes, Apodidae. The record is from RefSeq and is a predicted model, not a curated record. The annotation marks the transcript as partial. Gene Ontology annotation, molecular function: histone acetyltransferase activity. The transcript is spliced from 7 exons.